Molecule: messenger RNA, 477 nt
Organism: Prunus armeniaca (apricot)
Lineage: Eukaryota; Viridiplantae; Streptophyta; Magnoliopsida; Rosales; Rosaceae
Source: the annotation of a GenBank genome assembly
AUGGUUUCCGGGCUUCAGAAGAGAGCACCAUUGCGCCGAAAGCUUCAAAAUCUAAGCAGCCUUACCAAGAUGAAAUCUGUCAAGAGGAGCUCCAUUUUCAUGGAGGCUUUGCUCCAGAUUUACAUGUUGAAACUCAAGCUUGAAGCAGUCCAAAGAGAGUACCUGCAUCUCAUGGCUCUUAAAACAGAAUACUUAAAGCUAAUCAAACAUUCUCAGGUCCCCAAGGAAGUGAAGGUAGAGAAGAUUGAGGAAGGGUUUCUUGUAAGAGUGAAGUGCGAGAACGCAGGAGACACUCUGGUUUCAGUUUUGGAAGCUUUUGAAGAAAUGGGUCUUACUGUUCUGCAAGCUAGAAUUUCAAGCAACAAUUAUUUUUCCAUGGAGGCCAUCGCUGUAACUGAAAACCAAAACCAAGACCAGUUGGAUGUUAGAGAUAUCACGCAAGCAAUUACUAGGGCAACCGAGUUUAAUGGUCAUUGA